Suillus fuscotomentosus is the source of this 2362-nucleotide messenger RNA. RefSeq lists its product as uncharacterized. The coding region runs from base 185 to 1963 and encodes 592 amino acids. Lineage: Eukaryota; Fungi; Basidiomycota; Agaricomycetes; Boletales; Suillaceae. The record is from RefSeq and is a predicted model, not a curated record. The transcript has 3 exons.
CCUGAAUUCAGAUGUUUCGUCGGAGGAUGAAUACGCUCUCACUCUCCCUGACAUACCUACCAGCAAUCUGGAAGCACCUAGCAUCAAGUGGCUGCUCGAGACCUCUACAGAUCCUGAAGUAUUUCUUGCCACUGCCAGCCUUGUUCCGCAGGUCGAAUGGCCCCUAGAUCUUGACGUCUCAGACAUGCUACAUCAGCUGUAUGAUAUUUAUACGAGCUGCGUCGGCUUCCAUGGGCGAAUUAUGCCGUCGUUGGAGGAGAAGGCCUCAGCUUGUAUAAUGGCCAUGAGUCAUGUAUACUGUGGCCGCGUUUUUCAGGCAUAUCCUACCCGUGGCGAAUUUCUUGGUUGCAGCAAAAGAGAUUAUGACAUGUUUCUUCAGAUGAUUGUGAGGGACAUCAAUGAAGCAGACAGGACGGUGCUUACCACGACUACGAAUAUCUGUUUUCCGCAAGAUGACGAUCGCAGAAUUCUGUGGUUUUCAUUGUAUGAUUGUCCCGACUCUGUGGCGGAGUGGCUGUCACAUUCUCUUCCUUACCACUUUGUCACUGGGCGGGCGAAUGAACAGGUGGAAAAUUUCGCCAUAGAGGUGAUAUCAAAACUGCUAUCAUCUACAUCCUCUCCAUCGAAUCAAAUCAUAGCCAAUUGCACUCUUCUUGCUUGUGUCAUGGUCGGAGUUCAGUUUGAGAAGAAGGACAUAGUUCGGAUUGAUAAAAGUUCUGCCCUGCCUCGAUUUGCGAAUGCCCUUUUGAAGCAGUUCCAAACUACUCUCUGGGCAUGGUAUGGAGGUGAUCUCAGCAAUGACAACACAGGCGUCGCACCGAGUUGGGCAUGGAACUUCAUCAAAGUCAUUUGUCUGGUGCUCGAGUCUGCCAAACAUUACUAUCAUCCUUUAUUCUCCACCACGCGGAACCUGGACGUGUGUAGGAAGAUUUACUCACGAGUGAGAUCAUCCGAACAAAAUCCUCCGUGGGAACUGUUGGGUGCUCUGCGAAAUGCAGUGCGCUUCACGCUCGCCGCUGCCAAAGUAUCUCGGGACCCUGCCCACUUGUGGAAUGGCCAACCUUUUUGGACAGAUGAUUCCUAUUUGCCAGAAGACUUCGACUGGUUGGUUGACUACCUCGAGUACAUUGAUUCCGACGACCAAGAAGCAGUAUUCGACAUCCUUUUGCUCCUGGUUGUCAUAAAAGUACGCUGCAGCCCUGCUAAAUGGCAUCAGUUCUUCAAAAGCCUCAUUACCUACAUGAGUAGUCACAUACCUGUCCACUUACGUCAUGCUGCCCUUCGCCUUGCCCACAGUGCCCGAGAAGAAAUGGUCUCGAUCGAUGUCAUUGAUAAUGUGGAGCUGCGGGACAUGAUCUUGACUGAGUUCUCCCCCGCUAUCCUGACUGCAGUUUGUCCGCAAUCAGGUGUAACACUCUCCGACGAUGAUCCUGACCGCUUCUUCCGUCAUGACCGCGACUUGGGCUAUCUCGAACUACUCUUUGCCCUCGCGAGGAAUUCCAACUGGCACCCCCAUUUGUUCCAGGAUCACCAUAUAGAUCGAUGCAUUAGCAUUGUUGCAAAGUGCCACUUCGGGGAACAUGCAUUUUACCUAGCUGGCAUCCUCCUCCGGAUCGCACCCGAACAGUUGUCAGUUACAUCCCUCAAUUCUAUUACAGGGCAGCAGUGGUGGGACUUGAUGAAAAAUGCAUGGCUUCAUGCCAGCUAUAUCAUUGACGACAUACACUGUUUCAAGUUCCUUCCCGUCCUUGUGGAAGGCACGAAGAGGUAUAUGCACAUUCCUCUGGAAUUAGAUCUCAAGUUCUUCAUUGAAGAUGCGGAUCGUGUUCUUAUCGCACUAGAGGGACAAGAUUCACAGCAGGGAGAGGGAGGGGGUGUCGCCGUUGCCGUGAAAGAGUUGAGGACUGUAGCCAGCGAUAUGCUUGAGAAGUUGGUCAGCAGUAAAGGAGUUGCUGGUCCCUGAUUAUCACAGUCCUUGCGUCCUUGGACGUCCAGAGGAAGGGAUGGAGCAAUGCAACUGUGAGAGGGGAUAAGUAUCACAACUACAACAAUAUUGAUACCAAAUAUUCGACGUCUGCGCCAAUGGUGGCUGCAACACGCUUCCCAAAAAUCUUGACUGAUAUCUUACACACCAUCGGGUGCUCUGCAUAGCUUCAGAUACGAGCCCCGAGCGACUCCUAAUCAGAAUGUAGGUCACAAGCAGAUCAGGAUCACGAAGAGAUUGGGUCCCAGGUAAAUUCGGCAAGCUCGCUUUCGGAUGUGUCUUCAAGAGGGCAGUCGAAUGUGAAUUGAUCGAGGAAUUUUGGUGUAGGAAAAAAAAUGAAUUUACGACGGGCGCGAUUGCACAGGCCCCAGAGGUCUG